This is a messenger RNA of Nilaparvata lugens (brown planthopper), 5066 nucleotides long. RefSeq lists its product as uncharacterized. NCBI's taxonomy places the organism in Eukaryota, Metazoa, Arthropoda, Insecta, Hemiptera, Delphacidae. The record is from RefSeq and is a predicted model, not a curated record. The transcript has 5 exons. The coding region runs from base 119 to 2872 and encodes 917 amino acids.
CAGUCGAGCAUGCGGUGUGAAGGUGUCAACAUCGCACCUCCAAUGGAUACUGUCACUUCUUCAUCAAGGCGGAUUUGUUUUCGGAUUACCUCGCUGUCAUCUGCCGCCGUGUUGAAAGAUGUCGCGUCAACUGAUGGUGUUAAUAGGCCUGGGGUUGUUGAUGGUGUCCGCGGUGUCCGGGCAGUCCAACUCCAUAGAGGAGCCGAACGAAGGUCUGCCGGACACCACGGUGCUCGACGGAAAGGUCACCAAACUCGACGAGUUGGCGCCUGUCAUCUUCCUCAACCGCACCAAGGCCUACCUCAACUGUGCCGCUGGCUAUAUGCAGAUCGAGCUCAAGUUUGAGGAGCCUUUCUACGGGAUUGCAUACGCCGACUUCGACAGGUCGAGUGCCUGUCAGGUGGCGGGUCGCGGCAACAAGACAGCCAGGAUAGAUCUCCCGCUCAAAGGAUGCGGAACCAGACAGGAUCCAACAAGAGUGUUCACAAACAAUAUCGUGGUUCGAUUCCACCCAGCGCUGGAAAUGGAUGGUGAUGAGGUCAUAACUAUUGUCUGUAGAUAUCCUCCUCCGGUGGCACCCCCUCCCGCUGGAAUUCCUAACUUCAUAAAAGAGGAACCAGCACCAGCUCUGCCAGUGGGUCCUCCAUUGAAAGCUUUCCAGAUAUUGCUUGUAAUUUGCGGCAUUCUCUUCCUAUCUCUGGUUCUCCUUGGCCUCGGCUGUUCAUACUACCUUCUCAAGAGAAGGAGGGUUCAAGUCGUCAGAAGGCAUCCUCUCUCAAUGGGAACCGGCUCAGAAAUCACCAAGCUGUCCGGCUCCAGUUUGGGAAACAUUUCCAUGUUCGAGGGAUUGAAGAUUCCGAGAGCACACGCUGCAAUGGCUUCAGGAAGUUCGACAGGAUCUGAAGCGGCGCUGAUCAGUGGUGGAGACACUUUACCCAGUGACUAUCCAUCGGAAUCGCCGAGCUCUGCUCACUCAGAAGUAGAAGAUAUUGACACCAGAAGCCUACAUAGAUCGGUCAGUUCGGGAGGAUCGUUUGACAACAAAGCAUACGUGAGAGAGUCAAGCUACUUUGCCGAGGGGUACGGAGCACACUCAGAAACUGAGAUCAUUCAGUCGGCGGCAGCUAGAUUGCCACCUCCAGAGCCGCAGUUCGACGUGCAGGUGCGAGUGAAGAGAGCUCCUCCCCCUCCACCUUCCCCCACUCCACCACCAUCCGAAUCCGAGGCAAGCAUGAGGAUGCAGGAGCGCAACCUCACCACCAUCCUUGAAGGGGAAGAGUUCAGUCGCUCAGUGUCUGCCUCCCCCGCACCGGUCAAGACCACAUUCACCUACGUUCCAGAGCUCCAUGCUCCCCCUCCACCAGCACCCCCUCCCGUCUACUCAUCUGUCAUCAGAAAGCAUAUCGACCAGAAGCCAAUAAUCACCAAGGAAGAAAAGUGGAUAACUGAGGACUCUGUUGAUGUAAUUGAGCAUAGGCGACCGAUUGAUACAGAAAUGAUUGACACAAGAUCGACAACUGAAGUUUUUGAACGUUUCCAGAAGCGACCAGCCCCUCCCCCUCCUGUUGUGCCUCCUUCACAGAUGUAUAUCACUCGUGAGGAGUUGCAUACCAGUGAGGACCUCAUUGAACCUCCAGUUGUCGUCUCAAGGAGACCGGAAAUCACUUCACAUGUUGUUGACGAUGUUUUCUUGAGAACAAUCACUGAAAAGAAAACAAUUGAAGACAUUGAAAGACACAGACGACAGGUGACAGAGUACCAUCCCAAACCACUCCCCAAGUGGGAUGUCACAAUCAGGAACUAUCCGAAUCCAGAUGCUCAAAUACCUGAUUCAGGCACAAUCACUGAUUGGGAUAGCUAUUCUGAGACGUCCUCUAUCAGUGGAGUGCCUCAGAUACCAGAACAUGAUCAAACACGUAUGGAACACCAUAGGAUGAGCACUGAUGUACAGAGACAAUACAGGAGCACACUGGAGAUCCCUGUGCCGAACCCUCCUGUGCCAAACUGGGACGUGCUGAUAAGAGUGUUGGAGCCCCCAGUACAGGAAACCACAACACAAGAGAUACACCGCACCGAGAUGGAUCUGACUCUGGAGGACAGACGUAAGUGGCGCGAAAUCAUCACAACCGAAUCUACACUACGAACUCUUUUGACUGAGGCUACAGUCAAAGAGGAUUACGAACGAAUCAGGAAGGAUGUACGAUAUGAGAAGCUGUUUGAACCACAGAAGUGGGACGUGAUUAUUAGGGUGCUGGCGCCGCCUGAGCGACCAGCUUACGACCAGCGCGGCGUAGCGGGGUCAAACCGGUACCGACGUAAGGCUGAUUGGGACACGCGGAGUCGACGAAGCUCAUUACCGACUCUGUAUGAGUACGACUCUGACGGAGGUUCGUCAGUACGAACGCUGACAGCCGACAACGGCGGACCACCUGGAGUUGCAAGCACCAGGUCCCGGAGGACAUCACGAUCCAGUCUGCGAUCCGACAUGGACGUGCGGUCGAUGAGCGAGAUGACGGUCGACUUCGCGCGGCCCGACAACAUGAGCGACGCCAGCUCCUACUACAGGCCGCGUCGCUUUUAUGACGACGACGAUCUCCCUGGCGGCUAUGAGGACGAGGACGCUCACAGCCUGGUGAGGUCUGUUAGUCAGCCGUCUCUUGCGAGGUCGGCGUCAGAGUUCACCGAGCACUGGGGCAUUCGGCGGCCGCAGUGGGACCUCAGUAGUCCCGAACACUCCCCGCGUUCGGCCCGCAGUCACCGCAUGAAUCCCGCAGCUGCCUCCCAGUCAUCCUCCUACUCAGUCAGGCAAACCACCUAUCAGCAGAGUCAAAACUGGUUCGCCGAUGCUGAUAGUGAAGCCAGCUACAAAUGAAGUGUGCAAGAUCUCUUAGUGCCGUUUGCACAGUGAUAGAUAAACGAAAUUUCAUUUUAAACUGGAUUGAAUCCAUAUCAAGUUUCGUGAUAAUGUGGUUCAUUUCGAGUUUAAGCCACCAGCUGAUUGAAUUCAGUUAAAUCUUUGACUGUGCAAACGGCCCUUACUCAAUGAUUGAUCAAACAAAACAACCAUAGUUUAAAAUCAAUCGUGACAGAGAAACAGACUCACUAUAUUAAUCAAUGAUUUGAUAUAAUAUAGUGAAAGCAUUUUCUCGAAACAGAAGGCGUGAAAGAAGUGAAGAAACGACAUAACGUUGAAGAACAAUAAUAUUGACUUGAUGUAAUAUAGUGAAUGCAUUUUCACAAUAAUUAUAAUUAAGAAGACGUGGAACACACACAACAUUGCAAUAAGGAAGAAUAAUGAAGAUUAAGAAUAUUGAGAGGAAUAUUCAAUAUAAAGAAGAGUAAUGACGUAAUAUAGUGUUAAUGCAUUAUUUCACGAGACAUAAUACGUGAAACGCACAUGAGAUUGGGUUGAAGAACAAUAUAAUAUUGAUUCUUUCCUGACUGAAAGUACCGGUAGAUGAUUGAUACAACGAACCUCAUGACAAACUCAAUAUUUCAAUCAGGUACCGUCCCCAGAUUGACCAGAACAUCAAUUAUUCUCUGUUGGCAAAAGUUUUUGGAACUGCCUCAAUGUUGCACAAAUUGUGUAUCUAGAAUACUAGAUUAGUUUUUACAUUGGUUCUACUUUAAUUUUAUUAACACUAGUAUAAUGUGCCAAUCUGAUAACAGGUAUUCUUGCUCUACUUGUGUUCAGAAAUAAUUUCUAGUUCAGAACUAAAUAAUAGUAUCAAUAUUUUCAUUUUAAAUCUAUUAAAUUUGUUAUGAAAGACAAGAGAUUUUAAUACCAAGCCCAGAUUAUAAUCUUGGACGUGCUCAAUAACACAUUAAUCUUUUUUCCUAUCUCGCCGUGUUGUAUUAAUAUAUAAAUAUUUUAACUAUUUUAGUAUUGGAAAUAUUGGACGUGAGUCUUGAAUAGAUUAAGUAGUAAUGAAUGAAUUCAUGUUAAUGAUUUUUACUUGCAGAAGCAUAAAUAGACUUCACAAUCCCAUUGAUGAAACAAUAAUUAUCACCUGUGAUACUGGCGCCCUCGUUUUUGGUAUUUAAAAAACUUAGCUUUUGUAUUCCUGUGAAGGCUGUACUACAUUCCUUAUUGUUUUAUUUUUAUAGCGCUAUUAUCAUAGUAUUGCUAGUUCUAGUGAACUAGUUAUAUAACAUUAUUUUGUUGUCGGUUUUUCAUUGCUUACUCGAAUUGAAACACUUGGUGAGAUGUGAAAUAUUGUUGAUGAAAAAUCAGUAUUGAAUGGAGUUAAUUUAUGAAAAUUUAAAUAAUAAACUGAGUGAGACUGGAAAAUUGACAACGAUCAGAGAUCUAGAAUUUUUUAUACAUUCCAAACUCUGAAUUUUUAGGUUACCAAGAUAAUUAAGUUCAUACAAGGAAUCUAUAGUUCAUGAAUCAUCAAGAACUCUUAUUUGUGUACGGUACGUAAUGAAAUGAUUCAAAUAUGAAAUAUAGAUGUAGGCGUCAUAAAUUCUGAGUCACAGAAAAAGAGCAAUAAAUUUCGCUCUCUGAUUCUCUAGUUAUUAUCUUAAAGCAUCAAAAGCUUUUAUACUCCUAUUAAUAUUCAUUUGAAUAAGGAAUUCAGACUUAUUAAUUUUCAAAAAUAUUCUCUAAAAAUAAUAAAAUACUUGUUAGCUAUUACUAUAUUGUAUGAUUAAUUACAUUAGCAACGCUAAUGUUGUGUAUUGUACAUUUACUAAAAAAAAUAAAUGCUAAUUUGAAUAAUAAAGCAGAUAUUUAUUUAGUUGGUGAUUUGAUUUUUAUUUCUUAGUAUUGGUAUGAUAAGAUAAAAAUCCUUGGGAAGUUUAAUAAUAUCAGGUGUAGGGUUCAUAUUGUAAUUGAAAAUUGGAGAAUAUAUCUUUAGGUGCCAUUUUCGGAUUUCCACUUUGUCUUUAUACUUUCUAUCUGUUACUUUAUACUAUCUGUUCUUUCAUUUUCAAGAAGCAAUGAGAUUUCUAUUACUUUUGUUAUUUUACUACCAUAGAGAGUAAAUUACUCAUUGAACUAUUAAUUUCACUCUUCCAAUCUUGUUAAAUUUUAAUUUUUAAAAUAAAAUUUCUAAUUAAAA